Molecule: messenger RNA, 4283 nt
Organism: Sorghum bicolor (sorghum)
Lineage: Eukaryota; Viridiplantae; Streptophyta; Magnoliopsida; Poales; Poaceae
Product: ribosome biogenesis protein BMS1 homolog
Exons: 17
Biological process (GO): ribosome biogenesis; endonucleolytic cleavage of tricistronic rRNA transcript (SSU-rRNA, 5.8S rRNA, LSU-rRNA); maturation of SSU-rRNA from tricistronic rRNA transcript (SSU-rRNA, 5.8S rRNA, LSU-rRNA)
Cellular component (GO): 90S preribosome; nucleus
Molecular function (GO): U3 snoRNA binding; GTPase activity; GTP binding
Source: RefSeq, a predicted model, not a curated record
GAAACUACCCACAGAAGCGCCGCCGCCUCCCUAAACCCUUGCCAGUCUCGUCUCCCUCCCCGCCCCCGGCAGCGGCGGCAAGGCCUACCGCCGCAAACCCUCUACCCCAGCCUCAGCGAACAAAAGAAGAAGUUAAGUAGGAGGCCGGAGCCCUAGGUAGCCCCAUGGCUCCGGCGGACGGCGGCGGCGAGCAGGCGCACAAGGCGCACCGCCAACACAAGUCUGGCGCCAAGGCGCGGAAGAAGAAGGGCAAGGGCAAGGGCGACGGCGGCGAUGACGCCGGGGGCCAGCAGAAGAACCCUAAGGUACGAUGCAGAUUCGAGCAAGCUCGUGAUUGGUGUCCGUGGAAUGACCUGCUCGGGCGACAUGGGUCUUGAAGCCUUGUUUUUUCUAAUCAAACUACCUUUCCAUUCUUUCAGGCUUUUGCAUUUCAGUCAGCAGCGAAGGCCAAGCGUCUGCAAGCUCGAUCAGCUGAGAUUGAACAACGGCGUCUCCAUGUCCCAAUUAUGGACCGUUCCAUUGGUGAACCUCCUCCUUUUGUUGUUGUAGUUCAAGGACCUCCACAGGUUGGGAAGUCACUAUUGAUAAAAUGUCUGGUAAAACACUACACCAAACAAAACUUACCAGAAGUUCGUGGUCCCAUCACUGUUGUAUCAGGCAAAAGCAGGAGGGUACAGUUCGUGGAGUGUCCAAAUGAUAUCAAUGGAAUGAUUGAUGCUGCUAAAAUAGCUGAUCUCGCUUUAUUGCUCAUUGAUGGAAGCUAUGGAUUUGAAAUGGAUACAUUUGAGUUUCUUAAUAUCAUGCAAGUCCAUGGAUUCCCCAAGGUGAUGGGAGUGCUCACACAUCUUGAUAAAUUUAAAGAUGUGAAGAAACUCAGGAAAACUAAGCAGCGCCUUAAACAUCGAUUCUGGGCCGAGAUAAAGGAGGGAGCAAAAUUAUUCUACUUGUCUGGUUUGAUUCAUGGAAAAUACACCAAAAGAGAAGUCCAUAAUCUUGCAAGAUUCAUCUCUGUAAUCAAACCUAUCCCAUUGAGUUGGCGUAUGGCUCAUCCUUAUUUGUUAGUUGAUAGAUUUGAGGAUGUCACCCCUACAGAAAGUGUGCGCUUGAACAGAAAGUGUGACAGAACAAUAACAUUGUACGGUUACCUCCGUGGCUGUAAUAUGAAAAGAGGGACCAAGGUGCAUAUCACAGGGGCAGGUGAUUUCAGCUUGUCUGGGGUGACGGGUUUGGCUGAUCCUUGCCCUUUGCCAUCAUCUGCAAAGAAGAGAGGAUUGCGUGACAAGGAAAAACUGUUCUAUGCGCCAAUGUCUGGUCUUGGGGAUUUACUUUAUGACAAGGAUGCAGUUUAUAUUAAUAUCAAUGAUCAUCUUGUUCAGUUUUCAAAGAGUGAUGAAAAUGAUGCACCCGAAAAGCAAGGGAAAGGUAAAGAUGUCGGCGUGGCCCUGGUAAAAACACUUCAAAACACGAGAUACUCCCUUGAUGAAAAGUUGGAACAAAGUUUUAUAAAUUUCUUUGGUGGGCGUCCUGCUGCUCAAUCCAAAGACAGUGAUGCUGAAGGCAAUGUCAUCUCUGCAAGCCAGGAUGAUCAGGGUGACACAAACUUGCAGCAAGUAGAUGACGGUAACAAUAGCAAUGCAGUCACCAUGGAGAGAAAUGAACAUUCUGAAGGCUCUAGUGAUAGCGAAGAGGAUAAUGAUGAUAUUCAGCUGAGGGAUCGUGAUGUUGAAUUGAGGGAAGAAGUAGAAAUUUGCAAUGGAAGAGUGAGGCGAAAAGCUGUGUCUGCUAAUUUUCUAGAUGACGUUGAUGAUGAGGGUACUGAUGAAGAUGGCGAUGAUGAGGAGGAUUCUGGUGAUGACCAGUUGUCUGGGGAUUCUGUAUCAGCAGAUGAUAGUGGAGAAGCUAGUGAUUCAGAGGAUGAAAUUGAGAACACUUCAAAAUGGAAAGAAUCCCUACUUGCAAGAACACAGUCCCGACGGAGUGCUAAUUUGAUGCAACUUGUCUAUGGACUACCUUCAACAAAGCUAGGCGGUGGUGCGCUAGAAGAAAAUGAUGAUGGUGAAGCCAAUAGCUCAGAUGACGAAUUUUUCAUACCAAAAGGACAAAAGCAAGCAAAGAAUGAAUCACCAAGCUUUGAGGAUAUUGAUGCUGAGGAUUGCUCCAAGUUUUUCAAAGCAGAGCUAAGAGAUUGGUCUAAUGAAGAUCUCAUCAAAAGCAUCCGUGAUCGUUUUGUGACUGGAAAUUGGUCAAAAGCUGCUUUAAGAGGACAGGAUGCAGAUGAAAAUGGAGAGGAUGGUGAGGAAAUAUAUGGUGAUUUUGAAGAUCUUGAAACUGGUGAGGUACAUAUGAGCCAGGCAGUUGAAGAUGCAGAAAGGAAAGAUGAUCCAGAAGUUGAAGAAAGAAGACUUAAGAAGCUUGCACUAAGAGCAAAAUUUGAUGCACAAUAUGAUGGUUCUGAGCUAUCCGAUGACGAAGUUGAUGAUGUUAAGAAGAAAUCCAGACAGGAACAGUCUAACGGAGGGGGCUAUUUUGACAAACUAAAGGAGGAAAUGGAACUUCGCAAGCAAAUGAAUAUGUCCGAGCUCAAUGACCUUGACGAAGAGACUCGAGUAGACAUUGAAGGAUUCAGGACUGGUACUUAUGUCAGGUUAGAAGUACAUGGUGUGCCAUUUGAGCUUGUUGAGCAUUUUAAUCCUUGCCACCCCAUUCUUGUUGGGGGUAUUGGCCUUGGUGAGGAGAACACGGGAUUCAUGCAGGCUAGUUUGAAGCGCCAUAGGUGGCACAGGAAAGUUCUGAAGACAAAGGAUCCAAUCAUAGUUUCAAUUGGAUGGAGGCGAUUCCAAACAACCCCUGUGUAUGCAAUAGAGGAUCGGAAUGGUCGACACCGCAUGCUGAAGUAUACGCCUGAGCAUAUGCAUUGCUUUGCUAUGUUUUGGGGACCACUUGCUCCACCAAAGAGUGGUGUAUUAGCAGUCCAGAAUCUUUCUAACAAUCAGGUGCCAUUUAGGAUAACUGCAACAGGAUGGGUUCAAGAAUUCAACAAUACUGCCAGAAUUGUGAAGAAGAUCAAGCUCACAGGCACACCAUGCAAGAUAUUUAAGAAGACUGCACUAAUCAAAGGGAUGUUCACAUCUGAUUUAGAGGUUGCUAGGUUUGAAGGUGCUGCCAUUCGGACUGUAAGUGGAAUCCGAGGACAGGUUAAAAAGGCAGCAAAGAUUGAGCCAGGAGACAUGUUGAAGAGAAAAGGGGAAAAUACAGAAGGAAUCGCAAGAUGCACAUUUGAGGACAGAAUUCUUAUGAGUGACAUUGUUUUCCUGCGUGCCUGGGUUAAUGUUGAAGUUCCCACGUACUGUAACCCUGUGACCACUGCUCUGCAACCUAGAGAGCAGACCUGGCAAGGCAUGAGAACAACUGCUGAGUUGCGGAGGGAACACAAUAUCCCUACCCCACACAACAAGGACUCAGUUUACAAGCCUAUUGAGCGGAAACCACGGAAGUUCAAUCCUGUUGAGAUCCCUGCAAAGCUGCAACAGUUACUUCCUUUUAAAUCUAAGCCUAAGGAUACACCUAAGCAGAAGAAAGUAUCAGUUGAAAACAGGGUGCCAGUAAUCAUGCAACCUAGUGAGAAGAAGACACAUGCAGCUAUACAACAGCUAAGGCUGAUAAAACAAGAGAAGGCAAAGAAGAAGAAAAAUAAGGAACAACAGAAGAAAAAAGCAUAUGAGGCAGAGAAAGCCAAGACCGAGCUACUUACGAAGAAACGACAGAGGGAAGAGAGGCGUGAGAGAUAUCGGGAAGAAGAUAAGCAAAAGAAGCGUGCACGCAGAUGAGUCCUAUGAGGCGAACAAGGGAUUUGUGCACCAGGGCGAAGAAGGGAUUUGUGCACCAGGAACCCUGCAGCAACCAGGGCAUGUUCUCUUCUGCAGAACAUGCGCCACUAUGUUUCUUAGUUGAUAGCUGGUGAGUUCUGAAAGGUGCAAUACCCAUCUGGGCCGGAGUCACAUGGCAAGAUCAUAAUCAGGGCCUGAAUUCAGCUUACCUGCACUACUCUAGGCGGAGAAGGGCAAAGUUAGGUUGGUCAUGAAGUUAUGUAUCGUUCGCCCUAACGUGGAAUAUUGUCUGAAUGUUAGGCAAACACAUGUGGUCUUUAGCUCCCAAAUAAACUGGGAAUCACAAUUUGGAGUGUAUACUACCACAGGAUCCGAAAGUUCUUGUGUAGCUGCGAUACUCUGCUGUCGACGUUUCCUUACUGCUACUAUUUUUUUACAUGUCACAUUAGCUUUGUC